CUGGGACUCACUGUAAGCGAGUCAUCACGCAUGCUGCGGUGGGCUUCCCAGUGACGCAGCUGUCUUUGAGCCACCCAUGUUCUUUCCUAGUAAUUCAGACUCCUUCCCCCAAAAGAAUUCCCCCUUCAAGAUUCAUACUUGGUGCUCAGCAAAACAAGAAUCACGACAGAUCAACUUCGUUUAAAGGGUACUGACCAUGUUCUCAAACGUACUGCGUCAGAAAAUGCUGCUAGCAUUCAUGUCAGUUUUAAUAAUCAUCUGGAUAAUUUUUGAAAUUUCUCAAAAUCCCACAAAGCUUCAGGCCGUUCUGAAUGCAAGCUUCUCCUUCCAUUCCUGGAACACCUCCAUGAAGUCCUCGUGUCCGGAAACGCCAGCGAAUCAGUCAAGGUUUCCAACAGAGAUGAAGCUGAGAGAGGAGAGCCCUAAAAUGACGGCACCGGUCAAGUCACCGACAGAGAACGAGCUGAGAAUCAGGGCGAUCCUGGAGAAGCUAGAUCAGCAGAUCCCUCCCAGACCCUUCACCCACCUCAACACCACCACCAGCGCCACACACAGCACUGCCACCAUCCUCAACCCUCGAGACACAUACUGCACGGGGGACAAACUGGAGGUGCUGCUGGAAGCUAGGGACUACCUGGGACGCAGGAAGGAGUAUGGAGGGGACUUCCUGAGGGCCAGGAUAUCCUCCCCAGCCCUGAAGGCAGGAGCUUCUGGAAAGGUGACAGACUUCAAAAAUGGCACCUACCUGGUCAGCUUCACUCUGUUCUGGGAGGGCCAGGUGGCCCUGUCUAUCCUGCUCAUCCAUCCCAGUGAAGGGGUGUCAGCCCUCUGGAGGGCCCGGAACCAAGGCUAUGAUAGAAUUGCCUUCAAGGGUAAAUUUGUUAAUGGCACCUCCCAGGUCUUAGUUAAAUGUGGCCUGACCCUAAACUCAAGCACUGAACUCUGCAAAUACCUGUAUAGUGGCGGUGAAGAAGUCUUCUACUGUCUGAAGCCUCAACACAUGCCCUGUGAGGCUCUGACCCAUGUGUGCACCAACCAGCAAGGUGUUUCUUUUCUUACUGACAAAGAGAAAGCUCUUUUCCAGAAGUCCAACAUAGGAGUUGAAAUGAUGAAGAACCCUAAGUUUAUUAGUGUCUCUCGAUGUAACAAGAGAGAAGAAAACAGGGGAAAGAAAUGUCAGAUCGGAACAGAGAUUCCCACACCUAGCGGUUACACUUUUCAAGGAAGAUGGGUAACAGCCCAGUGCAAGCAGAGUCUGCUGAACUCCAGUCAGAUAAAUGACUGCUUGAAAAGGAAACUCAUUUACUUCCUGGGAGACUCGACGCUGCGCCAAUGGAUCGAAUACUUGCCCAAAGUUGCGAAAAAAUUGAAGCCUUUUGAUCUUCAUGGGACUGGAAUAUAUAAGAAACAUAUGCUCCUGGAUGCUGAAGGGCACACUCUGGUGGAAUGGAAGAAGCACAGCCAUCCUUUCAUUACGGUCAAUCUCUACUCCGUGAUAGAUGACGGUUAUAUUCCGCAGGAAAUUGACCGCUUACUAGGUGACAAAGAUACUGCCAUCGCCAUUACCCUGGGCCAGCACUUCAGACCCUUCCCCAUGGAACUUUUCAUUCGGAGAGCCAUCAGUAUCCGAAACGCUAUUGAACGACUCUUCCUCAGAGCCCCGGACACUAAAGUCAUCAUUAAGACAGAGAACAUCAGGGAGAUGUACAUAGAUACAGAGAAAUUCGGAGACUUCCACGGUUAUAUUCAGUAUCUAACCUUGAAGGACAUUUUCAAAGACCUUCGUGUGGGUAUCAUUGAUGCCUGGGACAUGACCAUAGCAUGUCACAGUAAUAUUCUCCACCCGCCUGAGCAAGUGAUUGGGAAUCAGAUUGCCAUGUUUUUAAACUAUAUCUGCUAAAGCGCCAUCCCUUGGAGCCGGUGUCCACUGGCUGUGCCGUGUGAUUCAUCAGUAAAGAUUUAUUCAGUUUAGGGUCUAAGAAAAAUCAAAUUUCAAAGAAUCAGUCUUGGAAUAGAGACGCAGCUCAGUUGAAAGGGUGCUUGCUUGGCAUGCAUGAAGCCCUGGGUUCUUUCAGCACCACCCAAGCAGGGCAAUGUGGCACUUGCUUGUAAUUCCAGCACUCAGGAGGACAGAAGUUCAAGGUUAUCCUUAAUUACCUAGUCAGGUGGAGGGGGCUGAGCUAUGCGGAAAGCUUCCUUGAUUAAAAACAGGAGUCAUAAUCUCGAAAGAAUACAAACUUAAGAACAAUGACUAUGGAGAUGGGAUAUUAAGCCAAGAAAACUAGACGUGAAGGACAAUCCCAGAAUACACUACGUUUAUCUCCAUGUUAAUAAAUAAGAGGGCACCAGAUCUCAUUUCAGGUGGUUGUGAACCAACAUGUGGUUGCUGGGAAUUGAACUCAGGACCUUUGGAAGAGUAGGCAAUGCUCUUAACCACUGAGCCAUCUUUCUAGCUCAAUAUCUUUAUUCUUUAAAUAUAGUUUGAGUCAUGAUUUCUGUUACUUUUGGCUGAACCAAGUAACAGGGCGAGUUAAAGGGAGAAGACAUGUCAUUGCCAUUAUGUUCCAAGAUUUAAAAAAAAAAAUCACCUCUUUUUCUGCAAAAGAACAGAGAGUAAGUAUUUUAAGUUUGGGAGACUAUGCCAUCUCUGUACUUCUGCCACCAAAGCACAAAACAAGACAAACAUGUAAGCAAAUACAAAUGUUUGUGUUUAAAAAAAAUAACCUAGUAAUGAACACUAAAAAUUGGUUUGGGUUGUGGGGUUUCAAGGCAGGUUUCUCUGUGUAACAGUGUUGGUUGUCCUGAAACUCUCUUUAUAGGCCAGGUUGGCCUCGAACUCACAGGGAUCUGCCUGCCUCUGCCUUUCCCCAACUAAUUUUUAAAAAUCAGAAACCAUUUUUAGACCACAAGAACUAAAAUAAAUAAAUAAAUUUAUUGUGUGUGUGUGUGUGUGUGUGUGUGUGUGUGUGUGUGUGUGUGUGAAAUCAUUCUAAAUUUUCUUAGGGAAUUUAGGGACCUCCCCAAAAAAAAAUCAGGUGUUGUUGAAAAAUAAUAGGGUUAAAAAAGUUCUUUUCCAAACAUCAAGAUUUGUUUUAAAGCUAUCAAAUCAUGAGAGUGACAGAACAGAAGGGCGGGGACAGCCCUGACAUAGAGUCACUUACGUGUGAUAAACAGGGUACUGAUGAGCAACGAGGAAGAUUGUUUUCUGACUUAGAAGUCCAGGUAAGAUGCUGGGGAGAGACCUGUCAGUAAAGAGCUUGCUAUGCAAGCGUGAGAACCUGAAUUCGAAUCCUCAGAACCCACAUCAAAAGCCAGACGCAGCAGUGCACAUCUGCAACCCCAGUACUAAAGAAGAAGAGACAGGGAGAUCACUGGAGUUCACUGGCCAGCCAACCUAACAAAAUCAGUGAUCUACAGAGAGACACUCCUACCUCAAAAAAUAAGAUGGAGAGAGAUUGAGAAAGAUACCUGAUGUCGACUUCUAACCUCCACAUGCACCCUCACACACAUGUAUGCACACACACGCACACACACACACACACACACACACACACACCCUGCAUGCAUCCAUAAAUAAACUCCUAAAAAUGAAUAAAUAAAAGUUCUAGGAAAGCAGGACAUAAGAAAGUCUCCUACAUUCUACUAUUCUCCAGAAAUAAAAUAAAUAUCAGGGGGGGGGAUAAAGCUGUAAUUAUGAAAAACAAAGCAGGGAAGCCUACUCAACUCUGUCUCAUCCCAUGCGUGGCAAAGAGCUUCCUUUAUAAAAAUACAUAAUUGUUCAAGAAUCUAAGUUUCACCCCACUGCGCAUGGCAGCUAUACAACUCCAGUCACUGUGACUCUCCACAUGACCCUGACAGCAUCCAAACCAUCUGUCUCACCCUGCCAAGCCACAGCAAUGCCACAUGAUGGUCCUGAAAUCUUCAAGGACUGGCAAACGCCAGUCGACAAACGCACACAGGUCCUUGAACAACAAGAAACAAUUCUCAGCUGGUUAAAGACUAAACAGUCCAGUGUCUCCGUGGCCUUAAAGCAGAUUCUCUUAGCUUUGGUCCCCAAAAGGGAAAACACUGAUUGGUUUGAGUAUAUUAAAUUCGGAACUGCUUAUUAAAAAGAGCAAAACAUAGCUGAAAGUGGUGGUGCAUGCCUGUAAUCCUAGCACUCAGGAGACAGAGGCAGGUGGAUCUCUGUGAGCUCGAGGCCAGCCUGGUCUACAGAGUUCCAGGACAGACAGAGCUA
This is a messenger RNA of Microtus oregoni (creeping vole), 4237 nucleotides long. Its product is annotated as NXPE family member 1-like. NCBI's taxonomy places the organism in Eukaryota, Metazoa, Chordata, Mammalia, Rodentia, Cricetidae. The coding region runs from base 197 to 1900 and encodes 567 amino acids. The record is from RefSeq and is a predicted model, not a curated record. The transcript is spliced from 7 exons.